AUGAUGUCUUCUAACAUACUCUCACGCUUUCUGCCACCUACGGGCUCACCGUCAGUCUAUGAGACCCUCAGGCAACAAGAUGCUGAUUCCGAAUCCUCCGAUAUCGAAGAACGCGCAGGGCUGGCCAUGGAGGAUCCACAAGAACACUAUAGUGACGGAGAGCUGGAGGAGGCACUGGCAGAUGCCAGGGACAGUGAAAUAACCAGUCCCAGCGCUCUUCUCAGUCCAGGGCGGUCACGGAAGGCACCCAAAAAGCGAGCUUCUCCACCGGCCACACGACGUCGCAAGCCAUCAAGGCCGAGAUGGAUGGCACAAGACUUAUCGCCAGGAUAUGAGCUUGACGAUAAUGAUGAAGAUGUUCCUCAGUCGCUGCUGGUGGAAGAACACCACGAAGAUGCGAAAUCGCGGUUGCCUCCUCCUCCCGGGUCCCAUAAUCGUUCAGAUCGACGGCCUCCCAGCCCCGGUCCAUCCCAGCCCAAUCGAGCCCACUGGAUUGAGCAAAGAGCUCCUCAACCACCUCAUAAUUACGCUGGUCAUCCAUUAGGGAGGUUUUUUACCGGGCAACACCCUGGUCUCGCCAAUGUUGACCCCAAGAAGAAAGCAAUGUGGCGAUGGGCGAAUGUGGAGGAUUUGGACAAUUUCCUCAAAGAUGUCUAUACAUACUUCUUAGGAAACGGGAUUUGGUCUAUUUUGCUAACUAGGGUAUUAAAUCUUCUGACAUUUGCAUUCGUCGUUGGGUUCUCAACAUUUUUGAUGAACUGCAUCGAUUACCCCAAGGUUCGAGGUAGCAAGUCCCUAAACGAUAUCCUCGUACCUCAGUGCACAGCAAAGAUGUCUGGCUCAUCCACAUUUUUGUUGUGGCUGUUCAGCUUCUUCUGGAUUGGGAAGUUCUUCCAGUACUUGCUGGAUAUUCGCAGGCUCAAACAUCUACAUGAUUUCUAUUACUACCUGCUGGGUGUUUCCGAUGCGGAGGUUCAGACGAUUUCAUGGCAAGAGGUGGUGAGCCGACUAAUGACAUUAAGAGACUCGAACCCAGCCACAGCGGCUGCUGUCUCUGCUCAACACCGCAGGUUCUUAGGUAGCCAGUCGAAACAACGGAUGGAUGCCCACGACAUUGCUAAUCGCCUGAUGCGCAAAGAGAACUAUAUGAUCGCCUUGGUAAACAAGGAUAUUUUGGACCUCACUCUCCCAAUUCCAUUCCUCAAGAAUCGACAACUGUUUUCCCGAACCAUGGAAUGGAAUCUCAAUCUGUGCAUUAUGGACUUUGUUUUCAAUGAACAAGGUCAGCUGCGCACGUUGUUCCUCAAAGAUACCCACCGGAGGCUGUUGAGUGACAGUUUACGCCGGCGCUUUGUUAUUGCUGGUAUCAUGAAUAUUUUUGUGGCACCCUUCAUUGUGGUCUACUUCAUGAUGCACUAUUUCUUCCGCUACUUCAACGAGUUCAAGAAGAAUCCCGGGCAAAUCGGCUCCCGUCAAUACACACCCAUGGCGGAAUGGAAGUUCCGCGAGUUCAACGAGCUCUGGCAUCUUUUCGAACGUCGCAUCAACAUGUCUUACCCGUUCGCCAGCCGAUACGUUGAUCAGUUCCCGAAGGAUAAGACUGUCCAGGUAGCACGAUUCGUCGCCUUCAUCUCUGGGGCUCUGGCUUCGGUGCUAGCUCUCGCAUCGGUGAUAGACCCAGAGCUAUUUCUUGGAUUUGAAUUAACACCUGACCGGACUGUCCUAUUCUACCUUGGUAUCUUCGGUACAGUUUGGGCUUUCGCGCGGGGCCUUGCACCCGAAGAGACUGAUGUCUUUGACCCGGAAUUUGCCCUCCUUGAGCUCAUUGAUUUCACACACUACUUCCCAUCCGGAUGGAAAGGGCGCCUGCAUAGCGACGACGUGCGCAAGGAAUUUGCAAUUCUCUAUCAACUGAAAAUUGUCAUUUUCCUAGAAGAAAUUCUGAGCAUGAUUUUCACUCCUUUCGUCCUAUGGUUUACCUUGCCCAAGUGCAGCGAUCGCAUCAUCGACUUCUUCCGGGAGUUCACCGUGCAUGUCGAUGGCGUAGGCUAUCUCUGCUCCUUCGCAGUCUUUGAUUUCAAGAAGGGCACGAAUGUCCUCUCCCAAGCCGCACCGGGGCGGCGAGAUCAGGCCAAACAAGACCUACGCACGGAUUACUUCUCCACCAAAGACGGCAAGAUGCUCGCGUCCUACUACGGCUUUCUGGAUAACUACGGUGCAAACCCCCAACCCACCAACCGGCGCCCAUUCCACCCACCUCCAACCCUACCGACCCUCGGCUCGGCCUCUGCAGCUGACUUCGGCGCUCCCCCCGAUCUCCAAGCACGUCCUGCGCAGACUUCAGCUGUACAUUUCGGCCCUCAAUAUCUUGCUGGAGGCUCUAGGCUCAGACCAAUAGGAGGCCUAGAUAGCCGCUCCCCAGCCCCCUCGAUGCUCCUCGAUCCACACCACCAACCCUCCAGUUUUGGAUUCCGCCCAGCGGCCCGAUCCACCCCCCACCAUCACCAGCACCAGCGUACCAGACUCGCGCACUCACAGCACCCAGGCGCUGGUUCCAUUGAUGAUGAGUCUCAUGAGGACCCUGGGCCAGCUGCUCGACAGUCUGCUCCUCAUACCGGUGCCUCUAGCGGCGGCGCAGGCGCCAGCGAUAGCCUUGGCGAUUCGUGGCGUAUGAACCCGCUUGGUAAGGAUGAGGAUGAGGCUGAUGAGGGCGACGAGGGCGAGAAUCUUGAUGCUAUUGCUGGUGGAGCUGGUGUUCUGGGUUUGAUUCAGCAGUUCCAGAAAGCUAAUACUGAAGGCCGCCGCACGACUAAAUGA
Molecule: messenger RNA, 2817 nt
Organism: Penicillium arizonense
Lineage: Eukaryota; Fungi; Ascomycota; Eurotiomycetes; Eurotiales; Aspergillaceae
Gene: atgI
Product: autophagy protein ATG9
Exons: 3
Coding region: 1-2817 (938 amino acids)
Biological process (GO): protein localization to phagophore assembly site; autophagy of mitochondrion
Cellular component (GO): autophagosome; phagophore assembly site
Source: RefSeq, a predicted model, not a curated record